AUGGCUCCUCAGCAAGUAGCCAUCAUUGGGGCUGGUGUCUCUGGCCUGUGUGCCCUGAAAUGCUGCCUGGAUGAGGGGCUGGUACCCACCUGCUUCGAGAGGAGCAGGGACAUCGGGGGGCUCUGGCACUUCGAGGAGCACCCUGAGGAGGGCCGCGCCAGCAUCUACCGCUCUCUCAUCAUCAACGCCUCCAAGGAGAUGAUGUGCUUCAGCGACUUCCCCAUCCCCGAGGACUUCCCCAACUACAUGCACAACUCUAAGGUCAUGGAGUACUUCCGCAUGUACGCCCAGCACUUCGACCUGCUCCGCCACGUCCAUUUCAGC
Pelecanus crispus (Dalmatian pelican) is the source of this 324-nucleotide messenger RNA. NCBI's taxonomy places the organism in Eukaryota, Metazoa, Chordata, Aves, Pelecaniformes, Pelecanidae. The record is from RefSeq and is a predicted model, not a curated record.